AUGCGUACACGCGGGUUUGUAGAUAUGUUGGUGAAGAGGGGAUGUGGUAGACGGAAAGAUAAAGGCUGUUGUGGGCGGAAAGCACUUAAAAAGCUCCCCGCAUUGUUUAUUAUACACCCGGUUUCUCAAGAUUGGAUUAUCCCUCGGAAAACGACCGCAGAAAUAAAUAAUACCGCGGAGGGCCGUUCACGGUCCGAGGAUCAAGGAUCGCACAAGCCCGCAAUGCCGUUUGCAGAUUAUGGUCUCAACACUUUGAAACUUCACCGGCACGAGUGUACGACCUCCACUACUCUCUUUUUCUCUCUCUCUCGUACACACACACACACAGGCAUUGGCCUUUAA
This is a messenger RNA of Macrosiphum euphorbiae (potato aphid), 342 nucleotides long. Lineage: Eukaryota; Metazoa; Arthropoda; Insecta; Hemiptera; Aphididae. The record is from the annotation of a GenBank genome assembly.